This is a messenger RNA of Drosophila pseudoobscura, 1407 nucleotides long. RefSeq names its product nucleosome assembly protein 1-like 1. The transcript is spliced from 2 exons. The record is from RefSeq and is a predicted model, not a curated record. The coding region runs from base 204 to 1202 and encodes 332 amino acids. Gene Ontology annotation, biological process: nucleosome assembly. Gene Ontology annotation, molecular function: chromatin binding; histone binding. Lineage: Eukaryota; Metazoa; Arthropoda; Insecta; Diptera; Drosophilidae. Gene Ontology annotation, cellular component: chromatin; nucleus.
ACAGCUCGAAGCCGUAACGAGCAGCAUCUAAGUACAAAAAUAAAAUAUACAAUUUAAAAACUUUUUUUUUUUUUUUCAACACACAAAAAGUAUUUUUCCGGUAUUAAAAACGAGUGUUGUAAACGGAUCAACUAUUGUUGAUGACCAGCAAAAUUUUGUGAAAAAAGUAAACAAAAAAAAAACUAGAACCCAAUCAUCGAACUAUGGAGCCGGCCGUGUGCAAUCCGCGAGUGAACGUUCAGGGCCACGAUGGCAACGAUAUGUUGAGCGACGACGAGAAGCAAGCUAUAGAUGAUAUCAAAGGCAUCUGUUUGAAGACCGUCGAGCUGGGAACGAAGCUGCACCGCGAGAUCUAUGCGCUGGAGGAGAAGGCCGAGCCGGAGCACAAUGUUCUGUACGACGAGCGCAAGAAGAUCAUUGACGGCCUGCGCCAGAAGCACCAGGGGGACCCGCUGGCCAAGAACAUGGGCAACUUCUGGCUGCACGUCCUGAAGGCAGCCAUCCAGCAGUGUCCGGAAUUCGCCAGCACCAAUGAGAUUGACGACGCGGAAGCGGAAAUCCUCUGCCACAUAAGUGACAUACGCAGCAAGCUCUACACCGAGCCGGAGCUCAAGUUCGAUAUCACCUUUUACUUUGAGCCGAACGCCUACCUCAGAAACGAUUAUCUGCGCAAGGUGUACUACAUCAAGUGCAAGGCGGACCCUAAAGAGCCGCAGGCCUACGACGGCGCUGAGAUCUACCGGACGGAGGGCACAAUGAUCCACUUUACCUCGCCGGCCCUCAAUGCCAAGUACAGGAAGACCUUCUUCUUUAAGUUCUUCAUGCCGCCAACUCUGCCCUAUAGCAACGAGCCCAACUAUAAGGAAAUCAACGAGAUCUUGAAGAAGGACUUCCGGUUCGGAUUCUACCUGAAGGAGAAUGUCAUACCCAAGGCCGUGUACUACUUCACGGGUGAGAUCAAGGAAUCCAUGGGAUCGUCCAGCUCCACGGACGACGAAGAUUACGACGACGACGGCGACAACAACAACAACGAGGAUGAAUCCGGAUCGGCGGGCUCGGAUAGCCUCGACCCGAACGCGUCCGAGGACGAGAAGGAUGAUGAUGACGAAGAGGAGCCCGAGGAUGUGCACGUAUACGGGGAAUUGCUGGACUCCGAAGACUGGUCCUUCGACUCGGGAGAUUCCAUGGACUCUGGCAAUUAGGUUGCGCUCCUAAACGAUACUUAAGCACUUAAUUUGUACACUUCCAAAAGACACGGAGUUUUUAAACAAUUUAUUUGUCACGUGCGGCCAACAAUUUCUUUGCCAUCCACCCCCACACAUCCACACAAACACACCACAAAAAGGAUAUGUUAAGAAAGCAAUUGUUUACCCUGCGAUCGAAACAAACACACAAAAAAACCUUCAA